This is a messenger RNA of Periconia digitata, 896 nucleotides long. NCBI's taxonomy places the organism in Eukaryota, Fungi, Ascomycota, Dothideomycetes, Pleosporales, Periconiaceae. The record is from the annotation of a GenBank genome assembly.
AAACCCUCCCUUCCACCCAUAGAAUCCAUCACUGCUCUACCGAUCUUUUCAAAUCUUCUUCCAGCUACAAAGAAACGAGAACCACUCCGCCAAUUCCCAAACGUCCAAAGUAUGUCAAGCCAAUGCUGCAUCUCCGGAUUCAAAUGGGACGGUGCACCCACAGGCCAUGAUACGACACUGGGAGACCUGAAUGCAUAUAUGGCAAAAGCGACAACAACUACAUCGACCACAAAUAGUGGUGAAGAUGACGUCGCCGUAUUAUUCAUCCACGAUGCAUUUGGGUGGACGUUCGUGAACGAGCGCUUGCUAUGCGAUUCGUACGCCGAAGAGAUUGGAGCGACUGUGUAUAUGCCCGAUUUCUUCGCCGGCGAAGUGAUUCCCUCUGACAUUGUCCGCGAUCCGAAACGCUGGAAUGAAUUCGACUUCCCAGGCUUCAUAGCGCGGAAUUCGCGGGAAGAGCGAUGGCCGCAGAUCCAACAAGCAGCCGCAACCCUCAAAACGAAACACCGCAAAGUGGGCGUUGCGGGAUUCUGUUUUGGCGGAUGGGCGGCAUUCGAACUUGGGUCCGACGAGUAUACUCCGAGACUGGUGGAUUGUAUUACAGUCGCUCACCCGACCAACUUGACCACAAACGACAUCGACAAGAUCGGCGUACCGGUGCAAAUCUGCGCUCCGGACGAAGACCCCAUGUUCACGCCCGAAAUGAAAAAGUACGCAAACGAAGUGAUUCCAACAAGGGGAUGUGCGUAUGAUUACCAGUACUUCCCAGGCGUGACGCAUGGGUUCGCUACACGGGGGAAUCCGGGUGCGGACGGGGAGAGGAGGGCGAUGAUGAGAUCGAAAAGGGCUCAGGUUGGGUGGCUGAAGGAAUGGUUGCACGGAGGGGAAUAGAUAUC